AUGUCAACCCAAUCUGUUCAAACUUUCGGUAAAAAGAAAACUGCCACUGCCGUUGCUCACGUCAAAAACGGUAAAGGUUUAAUCAAAAUUAAUGGUUCACCAAUCACCUUAGUCCAACCAGAAAUCUUGAGAUUCAAAGUUUACGAACCAUUAACUUUAGUUGGUUUAGAUAAAUUCCAAGGUAUUGAUAUCAGAGUCAAAGUCACUGGAGGUGGUCAUGUUUCACAAGUAUAUGCUAUUAGACAAGCUAUUGCUAAAGGUUUAGUUGCUUAUCAUCAAAAAUUUGUCGAUGAAGCUUCUAAAAAUGAAUUAAAAAAAAUCUUUGCUUCAUAUGAUAAAACUUUAUUAGUUGCUGAUUCAAGAAGAAUGGAACCAAAAAAAUUCGGUGGUCGUGGUGCCAGAGCAAGAUUCCAAAAAUCAUACCGUUAA
Lodderomyces jiufengensis is the source of this 429-nucleotide messenger RNA. RefSeq names its product 40S ribosomal protein uS9 (gene RPS16A). The record is from RefSeq and is a predicted model, not a curated record. Gene Ontology annotation, cellular component: ribosome; cytosolic small ribosomal subunit. Gene Ontology annotation, biological process: translation; maturation of SSU-rRNA from tricistronic rRNA transcript (SSU-rRNA, 5.8S rRNA, LSU-rRNA). Lineage: Eukaryota; Fungi; Ascomycota; Pichiomycetes; Serinales; Debaryomycetaceae. The transcript has 2 exons. Gene Ontology annotation, molecular function: structural constituent of ribosome; RNA binding. The coding region runs from base 1 to 429 and encodes 142 amino acids.